Molecule: messenger RNA, 1776 nt
Organism: Neodiprion fabricii
Lineage: Eukaryota; Metazoa; Arthropoda; Insecta; Hymenoptera; Diprionidae
Exons: 4
Coding region: 425-1402 (325 amino acids)
Source: RefSeq, a predicted model, not a curated record
GACAGAGUUUGCGUUUAUCACUUAGGUGCCUUAUACCUCGCGUGUAUCGUGAUCGUCACCCGACAAUCUUUCGUUCUUUAUAUCCGUCACAAUUCUCCAUUUUUUCGAUACAGUGUUCGGAAAUGAUGCAGGAAAAAUUCGCACCGUAUAAAUUUGAACGUCGAUAAAGAAAACCUAGUUUCUGAUUAACCGAGUUUUGCAACUGUGUUUCUGUUUCGCAAGUACCGUGUGUUACAUGUGUUUAGUGAAUGUUGUACACUACCGAUUCUCUCGGCACUCAUUUGACAUAAUCAAGUUAAAAUAUUUAUCAGGUCAACCUCACCAUGUCGAGCUCUUUCACGAAGUUUCAUCCGAUUUUUGUACGAUGUGACGGGGAUUUCUAGGUCUGUUAGCAUCAGUACUGGUUUGUCCCGGCGUUCAUCCCAUGGAAUCAAUCGUUCCGGAACGCGACCUGACGCCGAGGAAUUUUAACCCGCACCCCUACGUGUCGGCAGCGAUGGGAACGGCCAUUCUCUCUAAUUUCGAUCACCCUUACGCGGCUGUCGCGUCAAAGCGUUCAGGACACGUUCGAAACCGUUCGAAAACUCGGGACAGCGACCGUGUCGCUUCGAUUACCAGCCUAGCCAAUUUCGCUCGUGAUUUCCUCGGGCUUAUCAAUGGGAAAAAACGGCAACCGGUUAUUUCAGACUAUCCGUACAAUGGCGCCUUCAAGUUUCCGUUGGAGAUAAACGAGCGGCACGCGGCCGAAAGUGUGGGUGGAUACGGAAUCAUCGGGAGUGCCGUACAGGGUAAUCAGAACGGAGGCGAAAUUGGUGUGGAGAAACUCGCCAUUGGAUAUUACAGAGAUGAAGACGGAGAUGGAACGAGGAGGAAACUGCCAACUGUCAAGGAUGCCGGGCUAUUCCUGCAGGGGAAGCUGCUUUUCGAGGAGAAGCUUAAUUUCGCAAGCGUUCAACAAUCUCCCUUUAACGAAGAAUCCGCGGCCCUUCGGGAUACAAACGACAACCUUAGCCGAGGAUUGUACGUGACAAGUGACGAAGAGGAUCACUUCCAGCCGGGUGCACCGCGGGCUUCGUCCGAUACGUCCGACGUCUCCGAUUUAAGGCUCGUUUCAUUGACGAGGUACGACGUCGUCAACCCGACGUGCUGCAGCGGCAGCCGCCAAGUUUCUCUGACGGGUUACCUCGGCCACGAAGGCUGGUCGGUUGAUCAGCUCCAGCCUCUUUACGGAAUCAACACUCAUCCUCGGCCGGAUUAUUUCCUUACCUCGGAUCCAGAUUAUCGGCAUCAUUCACAUCGCUUCGACGAAAAUCAACUUUUUCUUACCGCUGUACCCAGUCCGCGUUAUUCCUCGUAUUUUCCCUUUCAUACUCCGUCACGUGGUAAUAAUCGAGUGAUGUGAUUUGUGUAGAUUCACCGCGUGAUAAAUAUUGUCCAAUUUUGAAGUGGAAAAUGUUGACGGAAAUUGGAUAUACUUAUAAUAAGUAUAUCCUAGCUGUCGAAUAAAAUUUCAUUGGAAUUCUUAUUCCUCGUAUAAUAUGCAACGGAGGAUUGAAAUUUUACUCGGAUCAAGGAUCACGUUGGAAUCGUACGUUCAGUCAAGUAUUUCCUUUAAACACAGCGAUUUAUGAAUUUCUAUGUACAAACGAUACCCAAUUUCCAAUACUGAUCAGUGAUAUGUAGCUUUACAACAUGAACUCGAGUAUUCCUGUACAGAGACUACCAGUUAACUCACAAGUUACGCCGAUCCUCUCGAUUAAACAUGUCGUAACAUUA